AUGCUUGAUGGUGUGUACAUAUCACAUGACUUGAAUCAUACCGUGCUUAGCUUAGUGAGGUGGAUACUGGGCAGUAAUUCAUGUCAGAAAGAAACGCCGGUGUAUGAAACAGCCCUCAUAUCUGCCGAUCGGCAGUCAUUCUCCAGCGAUCUUUUGAAUUCAUACAACAUACCCCUCACAAUCCCGCGAAGCAGCGCAAUGGAGCAGCCGCAAAAUCUACGAUCCCUCUUUGCGGAAGCGAAAGCUGAAAAGUCUGCUUUGGAAGCCCGCCCCGACAGCAACACAGAUGCGUACCGCAGUGAUGUCAACGCAACAAUAGCCAAGCUUGAGAAAUGCCAGCGGCUAGUGGGCUUGCUGUCUCUGUUCAGCUCGAACGAACCUCUGGAGGACAUCUCCACUACAGAUAUCCAAUACCUUACUGUAGAAUAUCAUCUCGCAGACCUUCUCCAAAGAACCUACAGCUCGGACCGCGAAGCUCUCCUCCGACGUGCGCUUGGGCAAUAUGAACGCUUCCUCGCCCGACUAGACGACUACGACGUCCUCAACGAAAAAGACAAGAAGCUUUAUGAGCGUUACACCUCUAACCCCUCCUCUUUUUCCCUGACUACAACCAAUGAUGCUGCGACCCGCCGAGAAGUGAAGAUAAACCGAUUCAGGGAGGAGAAGGAGCUGAAGCAGAAACUAGAGUAUUUUGCGAAUAACCAAAACCGGCUACAAAGCGACGAUGAGGACGUCCGGAAACUCUACAUCGCCGAGAUCAACCUCUACAUCCACCAAUCGUUCCAGUCCUUGGAUCUGCUGUCGCAAGAACUGACCAUGCUGUCAACCAUCCGCAAUGCCGCACCAAAUCCCGCAGAUCCACUGCAGGAUGAUCCGCGUCGGCGGAAUCAGACAAGCGAGUCGAGCUACUCCGAACGGUUGGAUCCCCCACUUGCCGAACUGCUCAGAGGAGGGAAGUUCGGACCUAUUUUAAGCAAGGAGGGGAAGCCUAUGCAGCCCUUCACGUUGCUUGAUCGCAGGACGCAGCUUCAGCAAGGGGUUUUCCGAUCGGGACAUAAUCUACCCACUAUGACGAUUGAUGAAUAUCUUGAAGAGGAGAAAAGGAGGGGUAAUGUCAUCGAAGGGGGGGGAGAGAAGUCAGGCAUGAAGCCUGAGGUUGACGAAGAUGAUAUGGAUUUGGCUGAUGAAGAAACAAUGAAGGCCAGAGCUUGGGAUGAAUAUAAAGAGGCGAAUCCAAGAGGCUCUGGCAAUACCUUGAAUCGGGGUUGA
Messenger RNA from Aspergillus niger, 1269 nucleotides. RefSeq lists its product as uncharacterized. Gene Ontology annotation, biological process: regulation of signal transduction; regulation of dephosphorylation. The transcript is spliced from 3 exons. The record is from RefSeq and is a predicted model, not a curated record. Lineage: Eukaryota; Fungi; Ascomycota; Eurotiomycetes; Eurotiales; Aspergillaceae. Gene Ontology annotation, cellular component: cytosol. Bases 1 to 1269 code for a protein of 422 amino acids. Gene Ontology annotation, molecular function: protein phosphatase 2A binding.